Molecule: messenger RNA, 3901 nt
Organism: Cynoglossus semilaevis (tongue sole)
Lineage: Eukaryota; Metazoa; Chordata; Actinopteri; Pleuronectiformes; Cynoglossidae
Gene: slc7a14b
Product: solute carrier family 7 member 14b
Exons: 9
Coding region: 1300-3549 (749 amino acids)
Biological process (GO): amino acid transport; transmembrane transport
Cellular component (GO): plasma membrane
Molecular function (GO): amino acid transmembrane transporter activity
Source: RefSeq, a predicted model, not a curated record
UAAAAUGUCUCCAAAGACAAGAGUUCGACCAACGUUUCUCCAUUAUUCUGAGCUUGUACUGCAGUACUCUAAACUUCCACAAAGGGGUGUUAGACCCUGUUUUUUGAUUUUCUGUUCAUAUAUAAAUUGCUAAUUGGUAUGAUUUAAAAUGAAUGAUAUUAAACAAUCACAUGUGAAACUAGAGAUAAAAUUAGGUUAUAUUGAAAUCAGACUGGAUAAAGUGAUCAGAUAAAAAUAUAUAGAUUCACCAGCGAAAUACAAGUUAUAAUUUUCAGACCAAAACAAUGUCAUCUGUCCUUGAACUAAAUCACCUUCCAAGGACCAUUUUGGACAUCGGUGCAUAUUUGUGAUAUUGUUUUUUUAUAUAUUCCUUGUAAAACCUGUGACAGUGAAUUGGAAAGUGUUAUUGUCAGAAUCUUUGCGUCAGCAUCUGCUACAGAAAGUGGAGGAAGAAAAAUUCCUAAGGUUUUAUCUGCAACAGAUGAGUGAGCGGGACCAGAUCCAAGUCCCAGACAGAACAGGGUCAAGCCUACACAGUCUAUUCGGUUUUAGGGAAUAAAUUAAUUUGAAAUUAACCUACAGAUUCAUUAUUUAAAUGUUAAAAAUCUACAGAGCCUUUAAAGGGACAUGGGGGGAAAACAUUAGUAACAAAACAUUUCUGGUGUGACCCUGAGAAUAACCUGUUGCAUAUCCAUGUAUGAAAACGACGGAGUGGAGUUUAAGUUUAAAGGUGUGUUUACCAACAACAAACAUGGCCGCUACCAGUCUGACACAGUGAUUUAAGCAGAAUUCCCUCUCCUAAACACAGACUCAUUCCUUCCUGUCAGGACCAAUCAGCUUCCAGGGUCCACCUGAACACACACAUCACCAGUCAAUCAACCGUUCACACCUGCAGCUCUUCUCACAGUCACAGUCACAGCAGCAGCAGCGGGGACAGACAGUCAUGUUAGUAGUUCCUCGUAUUGGGUUUCAGUUAGUCGUUCCGCUGGUUUAGGUCUGGUUCUGGCUCUGAAUAACAACAUGAACACGGAGGUGGUCAGUGGUUGGACCGUCCAGUGCUGCAGCUGGCUGGAUUGGUUGGAUCAUCAACUAAUCAGAGGCUGUUACUGUAUCUGCUGCUAACACGAUCGGCAAAAAGGUGAAGACAACGGUCAGAAGAACGGAGAAGAAGAAGAGCAGACGACAUCAGAUGAAGUAGAUCCUGAAAACUCUGACAGAAUGACCGUGGAAGCAACACGACAAAGAAAGCAGCGUUGACCCAAGACUUCGACAGAACCCUACAGUAAACAGUCGGCAGUGAUGGCGGCGUGGCUGGGCCGAGUGUCUCUGGGUGAUGCCUGGUACAACCUGUGCAGCCGCCUGCUGCGGACCAAACCUGUGGGCUCCAUGGCCCGGGACUCUGACGAACUCACGGAGAUGGGGGAGGGCUCAGAAGUAGGGUUGGCUAAGGUUCUAACCACCGUGGACCUGGUGUCCCUCGGUGUGGGCAGCUGCGUGGGCACAGGGAUGUAUGUGGUCGCUGGGCUGGUGGCCAAGAACAUGGCUGGUCCAGGGGUCAUCCUGUCAUUCAUCAUCGCAGCGGUGGCAUCUAUACUGUCAGGUGUGUGCUACGCUGAGUUCGGAGUCCGUGUUCCUAAGACCACGGGCUCAGCCUACACCUACAGCUAUGUGACCGUGGGAGAGUUUGUGGCCUUCUUCAUCGGCUGGAACCUGAUCCUGGAGUACCUGAUUGGAACAGCGGCGGGGGCGUCAGCUCUCAGCAGCAUGUUCGACUCUCUGGCCAAUCACACCAUCAGCAACUACCUGAUGACACACAUCGGCAAGAUACGAGGACUCGGUAAAGGUGAGGACACAUACCCAGACCUUCUGGCUCUGCUCAUUGCCUUGUUGGUGACGGUCAUCAUUGCCGUCGGGGUGCGUAACUCCGUUGGCUUCAACAACGUCCUCAACGUGGUCAACCUGGUGGUCUGGGUCUUCAUGAUUGUCGCUGGACUCUUUUUCAUCUCCGCCAAAAACUGGGAAGCGGGCAACUUCCUGCCCUACGGCUGGUCGGGGGUGAUGAAGGGAGCUGCUACCUGCUUCUACGCUUUCAUCGGCUUCGACAUCAUUGCUACCACAGGGGAAGAGGCCAAAAACCCAAACACUUCCAUCCCGUAUGCCAUCACCGCCUCACUGGUCACCUGUCUCACUGCUUAUGUGUCGGUCAGUGUGAUCCUGACCCUCAUGGUUCCCUACGACCUGAUCGACGGCUCGGCUCCACUCAUGGAGAUGUUUGCGGUGCAUGGCUUCCCGUGGGGGAAAUACACAAUGGCUGUUGGUGCCAUCGCGGGGCUCACAGUCUCCCUGCUGGGCUCCUUGUUUCCGAUGCCCAGGGUCAUAUAUGCCAUGGCGCGGGAUGGCCUGCUGUUCAGGUUCUUGGCUUAUGUGUCGACCCUGACACACACCCCCAUUGUGGCCUGCAUCGUGUCGGGGAGUCUGGCUGCCAUCCUGGCCCUCCUGGUCAGCCUUCGUGACCUGAUUGAGAUGAUGUCCAUCGGCACUCUUCUGGCCUACACCCUGGUCAGCGUGUGUGUGCUUCUGCUGCGCUACCAGCCUGACGAGCAGACGGACACACACCAGGUGGACCCCGAGAAUGUGGAUGGUGUUAUCCUGCAACAGGAAGAGGCCUCUGAGGUCACGAAGGACGACCAAAUGCUGAUAGACGGAGACGAGUCCUCGUCCUAUCAUGCCGGUAGGACUGAAGGUGAAGGAGACGACUCUGAGUUUCACACAGGCCACGCCUCCCUGAUGAAAAGGCUCCUGGGAGGCCAUUACUACACCCUGAGGCUGCGACUGGGAAUGCCUGACGCCUCGGCCCGGCCCACGCCUGCCACUGGGCGCACAGUGACCCGAUGCACCCUCCUCCUCUUUUUCAUGUCCUUCCUCUUGUGGUCCACCAUCAUCUUCGGCGUAGAGCAGUCAGCAGGGGUUAAUGCGGCGUUCUCUGGGCUGACGGCCGCAGCAAUGUCAGCAUCCAUGGCUAAACUGAUCAUUGUGAUUCUCCAGCAGCCGGAGAGUCCACGUAAACUGCCCUACAUGGCACCGUGUGUGCCUUUUGUCCCUGCAGCAGCCAUAAUAGUCAACAGCUACCUCAUGCUCAAACUGUCGCCGCUGACCUGGAUCAGGUUCACCAUCUGGUGCCUCAUAGGUUUGUUGAUCUACGGCUGUUACGGAGUGUGGCACAGCACACUGGAGCUGAACGCCCGCGAGGAGCAGGUCCACGCCAGCUCCUACCGACGCUAUGACGAUCACCUGGACGACACCUUCUCCCCUGACGACGACCUUUAUCCUCAGGACCAGGCUGAAACACCGUACCAGGGCUGGUCUGCACCAGAGGAGAGGGGACACCAGCACCAACAGGACAACCAGUACCAGGAGGAAGAGGCCGGGGACUAUGAAGAGAGUGGUGAGCAGCAUGGGUACCAGUCAGGAGGAAGGGGCGGGUUUAGAGCUGAGCGUUCCAGAGGGAGGACCAAUCAGGGCUUUGAUGCUGAUGAAGACUACGACUGAGGCUUCGGCGUCUCUUCGUGGUCCAGUAAAGACUUAAUGGGAGAAUUUAGGGUUUUGUUUUUAAAGUGUGGGUUUAUGAGGUACUAACUGCACUGUGAGCGCCCCCUGCUGCUACAACAAGCCUGAGACACAGAGGGAGGUUUUCAGUAUAAACAUGGCUGCCAGUAAAAUCAACAGGAAAAAAACCAGGUAGAGCCGUGAACCGGUCCAGUUUGUACAGAACACAUCACAGCGAUGGUGCUUUGUGUGGUUAGUUAGUGUUUCUUUCACAAUAAAAUGUAACAUUACUAAGAUUUUACAUCAGUUUUACAGCAGUUGUGGCUCCCUGGCUGCCUCUAUCAGUGUAUUAAAA